This is a messenger RNA of Mizuhopecten yessoensis (Yesso scallop), 2549 nucleotides long. RefSeq names its product ARL14 effector protein-like. Lineage: Eukaryota; Metazoa; Mollusca; Bivalvia; Pectinida; Pectinidae. The coding region runs from base 232 to 927 and encodes 231 amino acids. The transcript has 3 exons. The record is from RefSeq and is a predicted model, not a curated record. Gene Ontology annotation, cellular component: intracellular membrane-bounded organelle.
CAAAAAGAUAUCCCAAGAAAUAACUCCAGUUGUAAUCGAAGAUGAUAAUGCAAAUUCUAACGAUGGUACUGGUAGUGACGAUGGAAAUGUAAGUUUUGAACAAAUGAAAUCUGGGUGAAAUAGUUUGCCAAAAAAUCGGUCAAAAGAAAAACACUUAAGCUAACAAGACUUGUUUGGAUUAUGUUACUGUAGGGUUUACUAUUAAAUGUGACGCCUAAGUGAGUAUAAACAAUGGCCAGUGCUUCUGCAGAAAACGUAGGAAAACACAAAUCAGGUGGUACAAGUUGUUGUAUGAUUGGAUGCGACAACAACCACAAGAAAUUGAAUGAAUGGAAAACAUCAAUUUGUGAGGAACAUGGAUCCCAAAUACACAAUGACUGUACCUGUUUACUGCCAUUUAGUUUCUAUAUCUUGCCGUCGGCGGAUGAGAUGCGACUGGAAUGGAUAAAAGCUAUAAACCGUGAAACCUUGCCUAAACAUGUGUAUGUGUGCUCAGAGCAUUUUGUUGAAGGCAAACCUACUAGAGAAAAUCCAUACCCAGCUCUGAACUUGGGUUAUGAGACCGUCACAAAGCAGCUCCGUAUGCUGACAUUUGCUAAUCCAGGAAAGUUUAUGGAUAACUUUGAUCCUGAGAGGAGUGCCAGAGAGAUGAGGAAAAUGAACAGAAGGAUAUACAGAGAGAAUAUCCGUAAGAACCAGCUGUAUGACGAGACAGGAGUGCUGCUGGACAACAGCCUGGAUCUCUGUGACUGUCUGGACAUGGAGUGUGAGGGCUGCCACUUCCCCUGUCCCAAGUGUGGCUCGGAGAAGUGUGGCACAGAGUGUCGGUGUUGUCGAAAGUGGUUCUACGAACAUGUGGAAGUAGAAGGCACUAACCUAACCUUAAAAUGGCCUAUACCAACACAGAUUCCCACCUCAACAAGCUAGCACCCAAGGGUGUAUGUUAACAUCUCAUAUCUAUAUACAUGGUGCCUGUUAUCAUACAUGAUACCCUGGUAGUUUUAAUGAAUGUUUAUUAGGUUAAACAUGGUACACAUUGCAAACAACAAAAUAGUGCAUAAACAAAAACUUCAGCUUUCACUCCAUGUGAAUCCCCACACUCUCUUUUUGUUGUUGAAUUCAUUUUCACAUACAUUAUUAUGUACUGUUAAUUUCAUCUUUCACAAAACAAAUGCUUAUAUUUUAAGUAAGAUAUGUAUUCAGGGCUAGAAAGUAAGGGUAGCCCCAUAGUCUGAAACUAGUGAAAUCUCAAGCUGGACUAGUGGUACUAUAAACCGCUAGCCCGAUUGUCUUGUCAAAAUUUGAUAGUGCUUACUUAGUCUCUUGUUGAACAAUAUAGUUAGUAGAAUUUGCUCAUAAACAAUUAAAGAUUGGAAACUAUACCACCCAAAUGGACUAGUGGUAGUUUAAAUUAAUCUCUAGCCCAGAUAAUUAAUAUUUUGUAUCGUGAUUUAAAGUGGGGAAGGGGUGACAACAGCUAUAGUUAACUGUGGCGAAUAUUUCUCAGUAAACCAUAAUGUAUAAUAUGCAAUAUUCUAAUAAACAAAUUUAUACUGGAUGGCACGAAACUAGACUUUUACUUAUUGUCAGUUAGGUUAUUUUCCAUAUUUGUAGCACUUAGUUUUUAAUAGUUUUUAACUUACAUGAGGGAAUGUACAAAUUGUAAAUGGGACACCUGUUUGUUACAAAGGACUAUAGUGUCUGGUUAUGCACUUGUCACUUGUGUUACCACGGUAACUGUAAAACUUCACCAACAAGACCAGUUUAAGCCAGUAGAUAUGGUUUUAAGCCAGUAGAUAUGGUUUUAAGCCAGUAGAUAUGGUUUUAUAAGGAGUGGGACCAUUAGUUACUGUUAAAUCUCAUCUGGAAUGGAAAUUUCCAGAUUAAUGUGUACAGUUAUUGUGGUGCAAAUAGGUUCUGAAUAAUGAUUGUCUGGUUUCAGGAGCCCGAGUUAAAAUAGUUUGACUAUUAGGUUUACUCCAGAGAAGCUAUCUGUACAUUCAGUGUUGGUUACGUGUAACAUGUCCUGUUUAUUACCUACAUCUAAACAAUGCCCGAGAUUUGGUUCUCGUUGACUACUGUGUAGUACUAGUACUCUCAUUACCAAGGUCCAACUGUUCAAUCAUGAUGCAAUGAUAGCUAUGUAGUGUUUUGUUCUAGAGAUUUAAAUUAGGUUGAAAACUACUAGUAAUAGAGUAUGUCUGACAGAGUUGUCUAACUUACGAUGAUAAUGUUAUAACUGAUAUUAAGUUUAUCUGUUGAUUUGUCUCUUCAAUGAUGCUGUUUAAUGAAUGAUGGUAGUUUAGGUGUAAAUAUCCAGUCACUGGGGAAUCUAUGAUCAAUGAUGUUGACUAGAAACAAAUAUUGCAUAGUUGGAAACAUGUGAAAAUGACAAGCUGUGUGUAUUGUGAAGGUAAAGAAUACUUGCUGGGUGUGUUUUGUAUGUGAAGAAACUGAUAACUUGUGUGUAGUUGGUAUAUUGAUGUUGUAGAUGCUACCUGAUGUCCAACCACAACAUUAACAGAUGCCUUAAAUAAAAUAUGUAAUUA